AUGGAGGGCUGGUUAAGUUUGUGUUUCAUAGCACUAUGCACGCUAAUGGCCCUUUGGUUUCGCAAGCUUUCUUGUGGAAACAGAAAGCCACGGCUGCCUCCUGGGCCAUGGACUCUUCCGAUCAUCGGCAGCCUCCACCAAGUCGCCAGUAUGCUCCCGCACCGCAGGAUGAUGGACUUGUCACGCCGGUAUGGGCCGCUGAUGCACCUUAUGCUCGGCGAGGUCCCCACGGUGAUCGUCUCCAGCGCCGAGGCGGCGGCGUUGGUGAUGAAGACGAACGACCUCGCCUUUGCUGGCCGGCCGCACAGUGCGACGCUGGACAUCUUCGGCUGCGGCGGGAGGGGCAUCGUCUUCGCCCCCUACGGUGACCCAUGGCGCCAGAUGCGCAAGGUCUGCACCAUGGAGCUCCUCAGCUCCAAGCAGGUGAGGCGUAUGGACGGCAUCAGGCCAGAGCAGGUGGGCAACCUUCUCCGUUAUGUCGCGGCCGCAGCAUCCACGGGCGCCGCCGUCGAUGUCAGUGAGAAGGUGAUGGCGCUCAGCAACGACGUGGUGUCGCGGGCGGUGUUCGGCGGCAAGUUCCCGCAGCAGGAGGAGUACCUACGAGAGCUGGAUGAGGCGUUCGUGCUGCUAGGUGGUUUCUGCCUCGUCGACCUCUUCCCGUCAUCGCAGCUGGUGCGGUGGCUGAGCAACGGUGAGCGCCACAUGAGGAGGAGCUAUGGCCACAUCCAACGUAUCAACGCCGACGUCAUCGAGGGGCGCAAGGCGGCGCGAGCUGCCGCACAGGACGAUGCCUCCAGCACCGACGAUGAUGACUUGCUGGACGUGCUACUCAGGCUGCAGGAGAAGGACGCGUUCACAUUCCCUAUGACCACGGAGAGUAUAGGCGCCGUCUUAUUUGACAUAUUUGCAGGUGCCACUCAGACCACGGGAGUUGCCUUGGAGUGGGCGAUGGCUGAGCUCGUCCGUCAUCCCGAAACCAUGGCCAAAGCACAGCUUGAGAUCCGAGAGGUGCUAGGUCAAGGUCGAGCUGUGUUUACUAAUAGUGACCUCGCCGGACUCCAUUACAUGCGGAUGAUCAUUAAGGAGGUUCUUAGAUUGCAUCCACCAGGUCCUUUGAUCCCCCGCAGGGCCAGGGAAGACCGUAAAGUUAUGGGUUUUGACAUGCUUGAAGGCACCAAUGUAUACAUUAAUGCGUUUGCAGUUUCUAGGGAUCCAAAUUGUUGGGAAAGUCCUGAAGAGUUUAAGCCUGAAAGGUUUGAGAACAAUAACAUGGAUUACAAUGGGACAUACUUUGAAUUCAUCCCCUUCGGUGCUGGUCGGAGGCAGUGCCCUGGCAUACUUUUUGGCACGUCAACCAUGGAGAUCGCUUUGGCAAAUCUUCUCUACCACUUCGACUGGGUGCUUCCUGACAAGGCAAAUCCAGAAUUUUUGGACAUGACCGAGAAAUACGGGAUCAUCGUAGGAAGAAAAUAUGACCUACAAUUGUUACCCAUUUCCCAUGGAGGUUUCCAUGCCAUAUAG
Aegilops tauschii subsp. strangulata is the source of this 1521-nucleotide messenger RNA. RefSeq names its product zealexin A1 synthase. Lineage: Eukaryota; Viridiplantae; Streptophyta; Magnoliopsida; Poales; Poaceae. Gene Ontology annotation, molecular function: monooxygenase activity; heme binding; iron ion binding. The record is from RefSeq and is a predicted model, not a curated record.